CCUCCUUCACUCGUCGUCCACAAGCUGCUGGCAGCCUUGGAGAAAAGAACGGAAGCAAAACUGUGAAGCUUUUAGUUCAUUUUUUGCAUUGAACUACACAGCAGUUCCAGUGUCUAUCUUAAUGCUUUAGCGCUUCUUGGUCUGUUUGUUUUUUUCCUCCAGUUUUUGACUCCAUUGGCUUUUGCGCAGGGAAAACUGUGCGCGAAAAGUUUCCAUACGGAUACGAGAAAAUUUCCUGCCACGUUUUGAAGCAGCAUCGGUCAAUUUCACCAUGUUUUAAACAGUCGUCGUUGUAUUUUUGGGAGACUUUGUUGAAGAGAGUUUGCUGAUUUUUUGUGGGAGGUAUUUUCCAGUGUCCAGAAUGGUGCCGCAGCUGCUCAGCUUGGCCUGCUUCAUACUCUGCCUCCACUCUGUCAACGCAAAUGUACUAAAAGCUGAGGCAUGGUUGCAGCAGUAUGGCUACCUGCCUCCUGGUGAUGUCAGAGCCCAGGCCAUCCGCUCUCCCAAGUCUAUUGAAACAGCGAUCUCAGCCAUGCAGAGGUUUUACGGACUGACUGUCACUGGAACCAUAGAUACCAACACCAUAGAAGCCAUGAGUCGGCCGCGCUGUGGAGUCCCAGACAAGUUUGGUCCAGAGCUGAAAACUAACCUGAGGAGGAAGAGAUAUGCGAGGCAAGGUCUGAAGUGGGACAAGUCUGAGGUCACUUUCAGCAUAGAGAACUACACCCCCAAAGUGGGUGAAAGAGCCACAUAUGAGGCCAUCCGAAAGGCCUUCAAGGUGUGGGAGAACGCCAUCCCCCUCACCUUCAGAGAGAUCCCCUUCAGCCAAAUCAGGGGCAAAGUUGACAAGUAUGCAGACAUCAUGUUGUCCUUUGCCGACGGUUUUCACGGGGACAGCACGCCGUUUGAUGGAGAGGGUGGCUUCCUGGCACACGCUUACUUCCCUGGUAAUGGCAUCGGUGGAGACACACACUUUGACCUGGCUGAACCGUGGACCACAGGGAGAGUGGAUCAGGGAGGGAAUGAUGUGUUUCUGGUGGCGGUCCAUGAGCUCGGUCAUGCUCUGGGUCUGGAGCACUCAGACGACCCUUCAGCCAUCAUGGCUCCCUUCUAUCAGUGGUUCGAAACUGAAAACUUCCAGCUGCCGGACGAUGACCGCAGAGGCAUCCAGGCUAUCUAUGGUGUUAAAUCUGGAGUCCCCCCUCCUCCCCCUCGUCCCACAAGGCCGUCUAAGCCUGACAAGCCUGAUGAAGGCCCUGACAUCUGUGAGGGACACUUUGACACCAUCGCCAUCCUGAGAGGGGAGAAGUUUGUAUUUAAGGACAAGUGGUUUUGGCGUCUGCGUAAUGACAAGGUCUUACCCGGGUACCCCCGACCCACUGCUCAGUUUUGGAAAGGCCUUCCUUCAAACAUCAAUGCAGCUUAUGAGAGGAGCGAUGGAAAGUUUGUCUUCUUUAAGGGUGAUAAUUACUGGGUUUACAGUGAAGCCACCUUGGAUAAGGGUUACCCAAAGAGACUGAAAGAGCUUGGCCCUGACCUACCCAGAGACAAGAUUGAUGCUGCUCUCUUUUACACCCCAACAGGACAGACGUACUUCUUCAAGGGAACUCAAUACUACCGCUACAACGAGCAGACUCGCCAAGUGCAUACGGGCUAUCCAAAGCCCAUCAGCAAGUGGAGCGGAGCCCCAGAUAACAUUAAAGCCGCCUUCAUGAGUGAAGAUAGUUCUUACACCUACUUCUACAAGGCUAAUAAGUACUGGAAGUUCAACAACCAGCACAUGAAGGUGGAGUCUGGCUACCCCAAGUCGGUGCUGCGUGACUGGAUGGGCUGUGACAGCGAGGAGCCCAAGAAGGGUCGGACGGUGAUCAUCAUCGAAGAAACGGAGGGAGGAUCCUGGGUGGCGGGCGUGGUGAUUCCUCUUCUCCUGCUGGUGCUUGUGCUGCUCACGCUAGGAGCACUUUUGUUCUUCAGGAAGUACGGCACGCCCCGACGCCUCCUCUACUGUCAGAGAUCGCUGCUGGACAAGGUGUAGACGGACCGCCGGGUGACUGAGAGACAGACUGCACAGAUGGACAGAGUGAAAGACAGGAGGAUCAUGAAAAAACUUAGAAAGCAAAGAGGACUGAAACUUGAUGGUGAGAAGAGGAGAAAGAUGCAACUGUGGGAAAGAAUGACUGAGGGAGAGGGGGGAUUAAAGGGGGACAACAUGUUGGGAGGUUUGCAAGUGCCACAAAAAAAGCCCAUGAAACUGAAAUCAGGAAAUU
Messenger RNA from Cyprinodon tularosa, 2267 nucleotides. It is a transcript of the gene mmp14a, whose product is annotated as matrix metallopeptidase 14a (membrane-inserted). Gene Ontology annotation, cellular component: extracellular matrix. The record is from RefSeq and is a predicted model, not a curated record. The transcript is spliced from 10 exons. The coding region runs from base 362 to 2035 and encodes 557 amino acids. Gene Ontology annotation, molecular function: zinc ion binding; metalloendopeptidase activity. Gene Ontology annotation, biological process: extracellular matrix organization; zymogen activation; collagen catabolic process. NCBI's taxonomy places the organism in Eukaryota, Metazoa, Chordata, Actinopteri, Cyprinodontiformes, Cyprinodontidae.